AUGUCUCCUUCCGCGAUCGUACCGCAAUCUGACCAGACAGCGCCUGCCAGCGGGCACGCCAACAACGGUCAAGUUGAGCAGACUGUCGAGAAUCCUGUCUAUCUUACUACAGAGCCAAAAGAAGAUUUUGACUGGAAAAUUACUCUGAAGGGCAAGGUAGUCGCUAUUACCGGGGCAAACAGAGGUAUUGGACUCGGCCUCGCUACAGUAUGCCUCGCCAACGAUGCUGCUGAAGUCUACUCCCUGGACCUCUUCGAGCCCGGUGAGGAGUUCCAGGCGCUGCAGAAGGCAAAUCUCAAGCGCGUACACUACCUGCACUGCGAUGUCACAUCUGAAGAAAGCGUCACGAAGGCCAUCGACCAGAUUGUUGCCCAGUCGGGCCGUAUCGACGGCAUGAUCGCCAACGCAGGAAUGACCAAACAUCAGCCCGCACUCAACUUCGAUCGCCCACAGCUCGAACAGCUUUUCAACCUAAACGUUUUUGGCGCGUACUUUUGCGCAACGGCAGCCGCGAAGAAAUUCAUCGAGCUUGGUAUCAAGGGUUCGAUCGUCUUCACAGCGUCCAUGACAUCGUACCGGCCAAACAGGGCAGCACCGUCAGCACCAUAUGGAGGGACAAAGGGCGCUGUCCGCAACAUGGCACAUACUCUCGCAAUGGAGUGGGCAAAGCACGGCAUUCGUGUGAAUUCGAUAUCGCCGGGUUUCGUACGCACACAGAUGACAUACUAUGUCGAGAGGGCGCCCGACUGGAACUUGAAGAUGCAGUACUAUGGCGGUAUGCCUAGAUUGGCCGAUCCUCGUGAACUUGGCGGUGCGUAUGUGUACCUCCUCUCAGACGGUGCCAGCUACACUACGGGUAUCGACAUCCCAGUUGCGGGCAUUGUCGGCGCCUGGUAGAAGUGUUCUGUUGUUGCUUCUUCGCGUUAUACUGCAUUGGGUGGAGUCUGUAACUGCCGGCUGGC
Molecule: messenger RNA, 962 nt
Organism: Alternaria alternata
Lineage: Eukaryota; Fungi; Ascomycota; Dothideomycetes; Pleosporales; Pleosporaceae
Product: NAD(P)-binding protein
Exons: 2
Coding region: 1-897 (298 amino acids)
Cellular component (GO): intracellular anatomical structure
Molecular function (GO): oxidoreductase activity, acting on NAD(P)H, oxygen as acceptor
Source: RefSeq, a predicted model, not a curated record